Scaptodrosophila lebanonensis is the source of this 1928-nucleotide messenger RNA. Its product is annotated as arrestin domain-containing protein 17. Gene Ontology annotation, biological process: protein transport. The record is from RefSeq and is a predicted model, not a curated record. Lineage: Eukaryota; Metazoa; Arthropoda; Insecta; Diptera; Drosophilidae. Gene Ontology annotation, cellular component: cytoplasm. The transcript is spliced from 4 exons. The coding region runs from base 93 to 1358 and encodes 421 amino acids.
GUUGCUGCUGCGUCCGUUCGCAUCUGCUUAAAGCGAUACGCUAACUUACAUAUUUGAGCAUUUAAAGUUUAACUGGUGCCGCUGCCAUAGCCAUGGGCCUUAAAGGUUGUGAAGUGGAAUUGGAUAACCCGUGGAAUACUUACUAUGCGGGUCAAACUUUAAACGGACAAGUAAAACUGACCUUCGACUCGCCAAAAAAAGUCCGAGGCAUUAUUAUUCGUUUCCUGGGUGAAUCAAACACCGAAUGGACAGAAGAGCGCAAUGUUACUACAAGUGAAGGCAAAACUGAGAACGAGAUAACGAAUCUCAAGGGCCAUGAGGAGUAUUUUAAGAUACAAUACUAUUUGCUUGGCGGAAAAAAUAGCUCAGAAACUGAGUUACCGCCCGGCACACACACCUAUCCGUUUACGUGCGCACUGCCACCCACACUACCGUCCUCCUUUGAAGGCGAAUUCGGUCAUGUGCGAUAUACCAUCAAGGUGACUCUGGAUCGACCAUGGAAAUUCGAUCAGGACAUGAAAAUGGCCUUUACUGUUAUAGCGCCGGUCGAUUUGAAUCUUAAUCCGCGUGUGAAGGAGCCUUUUAAACUUGAACUUGAGAAAUCCUUCUGCUGUUUUUGCUGUCGCUCAGGUCCACUUUCUGUGGUCACCACCAUCCCUGUCACAGGAUAUGUGUCCGGUCAAAUUAUACCCAUUAGCUGCGAGUGCGAUAAUGCUAGCAAUGUUGGCAUUAAUGCCGUAAAAUUUGAACUACGUAAGCUGGUCACCUUCCACACAAAUCAACCGCGUAGCGAGAAACGUGAAUCGAAAUGCGUUAUUGCACAAUUGAGCAUUGGUCCUGUGGCCGCUGGUGAAUCUCGUACAUUUACACAGCAAUUGGAGAUACCGCCAUUGCCGCCCACAAAUCUUCUCAAUUGUGGCAUCAUUGCCUUGGAUUAUGACUUACACGUGGAGUGUGAUGUUAGUGGGCCACAUCGUAAUCUCAAUGGAAAAGUUCCCAUUACCUUAGGUACUAUUCCACUGGCUUCCUUCAAGCCACCCGCACCGUAUACUGAUGUGCCGGCCCAGGUGCCACCACACCAGUUGGACGACCCUUCGCUGGCGCCUACACAGCCCGUUAGCCCAGUUAGUCCACCCAGCGGUGCCGGCGGCGCCCUUGGAUGGAAUGUUGCAGACAGUGCGGGCGGAGAACUGUAUCCUAAUAUUCCACCACCUCAGUUUGUUGAGACUGAGUAUCGUGGGACUAUUGCCGGUCGUGAUGACUCUGAGCAUACUCAAAUCAUUGGAGAUGGCGCAUUUGCUCCGCGGUAUCCAACAUUUCAAUUUAACAAUGCCACAGCGCCACCGUUCAAUCGUUGAGUUCAUUUUGAAACUGUUUCGCCAGGACUAUGCUGUAUCCACAAUUUUGACUUUCUACCAGUGCGCAAAUUUGUUUUCUAUAUGUAUAUGGUCAAAUAAUUAUAAUCAAUUGUAGAGGUGCUUUUUUCUCAAAUUUGUACGCUUCCGUCCGGCAUUUAUUUAAAAUAUAAUGUCGCUGAUAAAUAUAUUUGGUCUUGCAUACCUUUGAGAAAGUAUGUGCAAUUAAAAACAAGAGUGCCUAAAAUAAAGAAUCUUGCUUAAGCUGUGCUUUUUCGCCCCUUGUAGCAAAAAUUAGAUACCAAUAUUUCUUUCAAACGGGCUUGAGCAUUAAUUUUAAAGCCAAUAAUUUACAUAAUUUCUUAAAAUAAAAGAAUAUCAUGUUUUCAAUAUUUUAAACCCAUACUAUAUUUCAAUAUGAUCAAUGGUAUAUAAUAUUUGCAUAAGGGAGGGCGAGGCACAGUUAUUUUCACUACAUUUGCAAUGUAUCUUAUUACAAAUUAGAAGUAUGUAUGCAUUUUGAAUUAAAAGUGGGAGGUGUGGAGUACAUAAAUAAGUAUAUUUUUGACUAGC